This is a messenger RNA of Lactuca saligna, 909 nucleotides long. The record is from the annotation of a GenBank genome assembly. NCBI's taxonomy places the organism in Eukaryota, Viridiplantae, Streptophyta, Magnoliopsida, Asterales, Asteraceae.
AUGGCUUCAAAAUCUCUUAAAUUCAUCCCCCUUAUCCUCCUCCUCCUCAGCCUAUACACCACCCCAAUCUCCGCCAUCAAAAAAGGCGGCAUCGCCAUCUACUGGGGCCAAAAUGGCAAUGAAGGAACUCUAGCCCAAACAUGUGCCACCGGAAAAUUCCCUUAUGUAAACCUAGCCUUUCUUAAUGUAUUCGGUAACGGGUCAACCCCAAGCCUUAACCUCGCCGGACACUGUGAUCCAGCAAGUGGUGGAUGUGUAUCUUUAAGUAGCGACAUCCGUAGUUGCCAAAAACAAGGUGUUAAGCUCAUGUUAGCCAUAGGUGGUGGCAUCGGUAGAUAUUCCCUAUCUUCAAAGCUAGAUGCCAAAAAUGUUUCCUUGUACUUAUGGAACACUUUCCUAGGUGGCAAAUCACCAUCUGUGUUUCGCCCACUUGGCGAUGCUGCAUUGGACGGCAUUGAUUUUGAUAUCGAACUAGGAUCAUCAGAGUUCUAUGAUGAUCUGGUUCGAUAUUUGAAAUCUUACUGUGGAAAGGGUCAAAAAGUGUAUAUAACUGGGGCCCCACAAUGCCCAUUUCCGGAUAGGCUAAUGGGGUCCGCUUUAAAUACUGGACUUUUUGACUAUGUAUGGGUACAAUUUUAUAAUAACCCUCCGUGCCAAUAUAAUGGUAAUAUUACAAAUUUGAUCAACUCAUGGAAUGUUUGGUCAAAAUCGUCAAGUAUAAAAAAGUUGUUUUUAGGGCUGCCGGCGGCAACACAAGCAGCCGGAAGUGGGUUUAUUCCGGUGGAGGUUUUGAGGUCUCAAAUCCUUCCGGUGAUUAAGAAGUCCCCUAAGUAUGGAGGAGUAAUGUUUUGGUCAAAGUUUUGGGAUGACCAAAGUGGAUAUAGCUCAGCAAUUGUAUCAAGUGUAUAA